This is a messenger RNA of Aspergillus pseudonomiae, 1350 nucleotides long. RefSeq names its product cytochrome P450. Gene Ontology annotation, molecular function: oxidoreductase activity, acting on paired donors, with incorporation or reduction of molecular oxygen; monooxygenase activity; iron ion binding. The transcript has a single exon. NCBI's taxonomy places the organism in Eukaryota, Fungi, Ascomycota, Eurotiomycetes, Eurotiales, Aspergillaceae. The coding region runs from base 1 to 1350 and encodes 449 amino acids. The record is from RefSeq and is a predicted model, not a curated record.
AUGGCCCACUCGUCGCUCAAAUUCGGAGCACGGACCAUAAUCAGCAUCAGCUCCGAUCGAGUGGCUCGUGACAUGUUGAACAAGCGGUGUGCCACGUACAGUUCGCGCCCAAGACUCUCCAUCAGUUCAGAGGAUAAUGCAGGAGAGCUCAAUGCGGUCGUCAUGCCCCACUCUAAACGCUGGGUACUUCAUCACCGUAUUGCAUUGGCUCUGCUCAAUCCCGGCCUGUCAAAGCAAUAUCGUCAGCUGCAAGAUCUGGAGAGUAAGCAAGUCAUUUACGACUUACUUCGAGGUAACGAUGUAGCGCACUCCUUUGACCGGUAUAUGGCAAGUGUUAGCUUCACACUUGCAUAUGGACUCCAAUUGCAGCGACAUGAUCAGCAUGAAGUUAUUCAACUACGAAACUUCAUUAAUGGUCUCCGGGAAGCCAUGUCCAAUAUGUUUGUUGCUCUUGCUGAACUGUUCCCAAUCCUGGAUCGCCUUCCGCGAGUAUUUGCUGUUUGGAAACGACAAGGGGAGGAACUCAACCGACAAGCAACUGCCUUCUUCUUAGACAAUUCAACGAAGGCUCAGUCAGCACCUGGGUGGAACUGGGUGAGGGAAUGUGAACGACUAAAGGAAACACAGAACAUGUCACUGAGAGAGAGAGCGCAUGUCUUGGGCACUAUUCAGGAGGCAGGCAUGGAGACGACUCCCAGUGUUUUCCGAGUGGUUAUUAAAGCAUGCCUUCUGUAUCCGAGGUGUUUGUCCCGAGCCCAGGAGGAAAUUGAUCAAGUCGUUGGCACUAGUCGGCUGCCGUCGUUUGAUGACAUGAGCCAGUUGCCCUAUAUCCACGCGCUCAUUCAUGAGGCAGUGAGGUGGCAACCACUUACCCCGUUAGGAUUGCCUCAUUCCCCAAUGAGAGAUGACGAAUUUAUGGGGUACCAUAUUCCUGCAGGGUCCACCAUUUUCCCCAAUAACCACUCAAUGGCCAAUGACCCUGAAGUAUUUCCAGAACCCCUCGAAUUUAAACCAGAGAGAUGGCUUGAGAACCUCGGUCCUCCCUUCAGCCCGUUUGGGUAUGGUCGACGAAUUUGCCCAGGCAGGCAUCAUGCUUUGGAUAGUCUCUUUAUCGUUAUCUCUCGUGUCAUUUGGGCAUACAACAUCACCCAUGCCUACCGGGAUGGCAAAAGAGUUGAUGUAGAUGCUUGGGAUAGCCAUAACUCCUUUACCUCUUCACCAGCCCCAUUUCCGACAGUACUCCGGGUCCUCAGUCUAGCGCAUCAGCAAGUCAUAGAGGAGGCUUGUUCAUCUGCGAAAGAGAAACUGGCUACAUUCUUAGAGACUUUCAACCCAACAUCUGGUGGAUAG